Molecule: messenger RNA, 516 nt
Organism: Juglans microcarpa x Juglans regia
Lineage: Eukaryota; Viridiplantae; Streptophyta; Magnoliopsida; Fagales; Juglandaceae
Exons: 1
Coding region: 1-516 (171 amino acids)
Molecular function (GO): RNA-DNA hybrid ribonuclease activity; nucleic acid binding
Source: RefSeq, a predicted model, not a curated record
AUGGAAAGCAAGAUCAUUCAAGUGUUUGUUGUGGUGGCCAGUAAGAUUUGGUGGAGAAGAAACAACUUAGUUUUCAAAGGUGUUUUUGCUCAUCCGAAGGUAAUUGCGCAAGACGCAAGAAGUAUCUUGGAUAUGCUGAACGAGGAGGCAUCCAAUCAGGGUUGUAGCUCCAAUAAGAUUUGUACCUCAGCUGAUGUUUGGCAGGCUCCACCAUCAAACUGGCUUAAGAUGAACUGGGAUAGUGCAGUUGAUAAUGCUAGAGGUAUCAUUGGAGUGGGAGUGGCAGUUAGGGACAGCACAGGAAAAAUCAUUGCAACCAUGAGGACUAAGAAACAUCUCUUUCCUGACCCAUUACUAGCUGAGGCUUUUGGAGCUCUUAAAAUAGUGCAGUUUGGACUGGAGCUUGGUCUAACACAGGUAAUUAUUGAAGGGGAUUCCCUACAAGUCAUCAACAAUCUGAGAGGGGACAAAGAAGACUAUAACAGUGCAAGUAUGUUUGUAUGUGAAGCAAAAUAG